UAAAAUGAAAGAACCUGUUUAUUCAAUGGAAUUAGGAGAAUUAUAAGGUAGAUUUAAAAUUUAAUUAAAAGGAACUAGGCCAAGAGUAUUAAGAAAGGAAAGAAAUGUAGGUGCAGAUAAAUUUAUAUAAGCCUAUCUUAGUAAUGAAAGUAAAUAAAUAUAUAUAAUAAAUAAGAAUUGAAAACAACUUCAAAUGAUAUAAGAAUGAGAAAUCCAUUAUUUUCAGACUUCUAAUAUCAAUAAUAAAUGUAGUAUGGCAACGGAAUGUAAUAAUAAUUUAAGAGUACACCAUAAUUAAUGCAAUCUAAAUCAGUAAAUUCAGAAAAAGCAAGACUUUUGUAGCAUCAAGAAAAUAGAGUUGAAGAUUCAAUUGAUCAAUUUCAAAAAUCAAGCCUCAUUUAAUAGUAGCAAAAUCAAGAAAUGCAAAAAUAAGAAAAAGAUAGGAAUAGCUAAAAGGAUUUUUCUCAACAAGGUUCUAAACAUAAUUCUAGAAAAUCCUAGAAUUAUGAAACUCACUCUAGCAGAGCUGAUGCAAAUGAAUAUUAUCAAAAGUUACAAAAAAAUUUGGAUUAAUAACCUUAGUACAUAAACAAUUUAAACACUUAAAGAGAUGAAUAAAGAAAGUAUGAUUGAUUAUAUUUAGAGUAUAUGUACGUAAUAAUGUACUUGGAAGUAAAGAAUAUUAUAUGCCUUAAUUUGAUAUGGAUGUUAAAUUUAGUAAUUUUAAUAAAAACAAUUAUUAUAAUAGGUUUAUAUGACAGACCAAAAUUUAAAGAUUAUACAUAUUCAGAUGCAUCCUACAAAUAAGUUGUGGAAUUGAAAAAUAGAUACUAAUUAAACGAGAUGAUGAACAAUGAAUUUGUAACAAGUUAGAUUAUCGUAAUUGCUUAGCUAGUAAAGACUAUGGAUAUGGACUGAAAGGUCAUACGAAAGUUCCUAUAUAUCCUUCCACAAAACCUUAAAAUAUUGAUAAAGAAUGAAAUAAUGAG
Messenger RNA from Paramecium sonneborni, 989 nucleotides. Lineage: Eukaryota; Ciliophora; Oligohymenophorea; Peniculida; Parameciidae. The record is from the annotation of a GenBank genome assembly.